AUGUCUGCAUGCUUUCCAGAGGCUAGUGUUUCAUCCAAGUGGGCGGCUAGAGGUUUUUCGCCACGGAAGGACCCGGGCGAAGACCUAGCUUGUCUCCGUUUGGACGCUCCGGGGGACCAUGCUCCUGGCGUUCAUCUGGUGGCAUCGACCUCCGCUUGUGCAGACCAGCCUCCUCUUCUCGAACAUGGGCCCGAUCUGGUAGGCGGCACGCUCCUGUUGGACUCGGACUCAUACACCACCUGGGUCCUGCUGCAUGGAGGACCUACAGCCACUUCUCAACUCGCGCGAGUGGCGCUUCCGGACUCUGGGUCUCCUGCAUCCUUGGUGUCCGACUCCGUGGUCACCUCCAUGAUAGCUUCCGGAGCCCUGACGGCUGGCAGCGACGGAUCUGUUCGCAUCACCGUCAACUACAAACGUCUCAACGCUCUGGUGGAUUUGGAUGGACAACCUCUCCCUCCAGUGGACGGUAUCUUGGAUUCUCUGUACACCGGGAAAGUAUUCUCCAUCUUCGACCUCAACUCGGCUUUCCACCAGAUCGUUUGUGAUGAAGACACUGUUCCGGUCACCGCCUUUUGCACUCCCACGCAGUUGUUCGAAUGGCUUCGGAUGCCGCAGGGUGCCAACGCAAGUCCGUCUUGGUUCGUCAAGGUCAUCAACAGAGUGGUGCACGGUCUGGAGCGUGUGCUGGCUUAUUUGGACGAUGUCAUCUGUUUCGAUGAGGAACCUCUGGGACACGUGCCAAACUUGAUCGAGUCCUUCAAACGACUGCGACAGUACAACCUCAAACUGUCUCCAGGGAAGGGUCGCGUCGGCGCCACGCACGCCAACUUUCUCGGUCACACCACCUCUCCUGCAGGUGUUAGCCCUGAUGGCGUCAAGGUUAGGGCGCUCACGCACAUGCCGCCGCCGACGAAUGUUAAGCAGCUUCGGAGCCUUCUCAGUGGACUCAGUUACUACCGGAAAUUCCUCAAGAAUCUCGCCACCAAGGUGCGGCCUCUCAACUCUCUUCUCAAACAAGGCGUCCCCUUCAAGUACUCCCCGGGCAUGGUCAAGGUUGUCCAAACGUUGUUAAGCGAACUCGCUCGCCCCCCGAUUUUGGUCUUCGCGGAUUGGGCAGCAAUCGAGGACAACAGCCGUCCUCUUCGUUUGUGUUCCGACGCGUGUAUUGAAGGCUUUGGUGCCUCCUUGGAACAAGAACAGCUCGAUGGCUCGGUGAGACCGAUCGUGUACAUCAGCCGCGCUACUCUUCCGGAGCGUAACUGGACCGUUCUGGAUCUGGAGGCUGGUGGCAUUGUUUGGGCCAUCAAACGGCUUCGCGGUUAUUUGUGGUCGACCAAGUUCAUCAUCUAUUCGGACCACAAAGCCUUGGAGAGCAUUGGCAAGGUUGGGGAACACAACGCUAGGGUGCAACGAUGGUUGGAAUUCCCGUACAACUUCACCUACACCCUGAAACAUCGGAAAGGUUCGGCAAACGGCAACGCCGAUUUUCUUUCGCGGUUGCCUUUACCAGCACAAGACACUGACAAAACUGGCCCCGACUGCAUUGAUGGUGUCGAUCAAGCGGGUGUUUUCCUCAUUCGGGCUUGCGGGCGCAACUAUCACUCGUCGUCUACGCCGGAGGGGCCUGGUACAGACGUCGGCGUCGACUUCUUCGGACCUCUGCCAGUGACUGCCAAGGGCAACUCCUACAUUUUGUUGUUCACAGACCGUUUCAGUCGGAGAGCCGACAUGUUCGCAGUUACAGCGGCUGAAUUUACGGCGAGAGGGACGGCUCACAUCUUCGUCAACCAAUACAUGACCAAGUGGGGAUGUCCGACUACGUUAUUGUCGGACAACGGACUGCAUGUCUGCUCGAAGCUCUCCAUGGCGAUCUACGAGGUGAUGAAGAUCAAGGAGGUCACCACCAGCUUCUACCACCCACAGACCAACGGCGGCACGGCACGCGUCAACCACACGAUGGCCCAGAUGCUUGCGGUGGUCGUCAACGAACAGCAAAACGAUUGGGACGUACAUCUCCCUCACGUUGAGUUUACCUACCAUGAUUCCGUGAACCAGUCUACUGGAUUAGCGCCAAACGAGAUCCACAUCGGACGCAUCCCGCGACUCCCGCUUUCGGUCUUCGAUCAUCCCACGGUAGGUGGUCAUCAAAGCUUGGCCCGCGAUCAACUCGAGUAUUGCAACCUGGCCGUCGAUCGCCAGCACCGGGCCUACGAACUUGUCCGUGAGUACAACGCCCUGAAGAUUUCGCGAGUCGAACGCCGCCAUUUAUCCCUGCUGGACGCCAUUCACAAGCUCCCUCAGUUUACCGUUGGCGGGUGGGCUUGGGUGUACAACACGGCUGCUACGAUCCGACAGGGUGUGCAGAAGGACACGGACCAACAGGUGCUCAAGGCCAAAUUCGCACUGUCCUGGACAGGGCCCUACAAAGUUUUUGCGGUGGGUCCCGCUUCUGCCGACGCCACUCCGGACGGCAGCCCGUUGGCGCGUAACCUCCUCUACCUGGACCUGCCUUCCGAUCUUUCCGGCCCAGCAGCUCGAUUUCGCGUGUCUGCCCUUCGUUGCAAGCCCUGUCGCAAUCCGUACGAGACGGACGACUUGCCGCAAUCUCUGCCCGCCGAGCUUUCGCGUCAUGUUCUGCACUCUUUCGGAGAUAAAUGUCUACCUUUCCACGUCACCGCGGAUGAUGUGCCGGUGCCUGUCGAGCGCCUCGAGGUCGACUACAUCUCGGGACAUCAACUGGUGCGGGGCCGUAGCGGCGUUCUCGCCGUCCUGUACCAGACGCAUUGGGUAACGGUACAUAUCGAGUGGCUCGGACUCGCGCGGCACAGCGGGAGCUAG
Ectocarpus sp. CCAP 1310/34 is the source of this 2838-nucleotide messenger RNA. NCBI's taxonomy places the organism in Eukaryota, Phaeophyceae, Ectocarpales, Ectocarpaceae. The record is from the annotation of a GenBank genome assembly.